Pyricularia pennisetigena is the source of this 1527-nucleotide messenger RNA. RefSeq lists its product as uncharacterized. Gene Ontology annotation, biological process: transmembrane transport; carboxylic acid transport. Bases 1 to 1527 code for a protein of 508 amino acids. Gene Ontology annotation, molecular function: carboxylic acid transmembrane transporter activity. Gene Ontology annotation, cellular component: plasma membrane. Lineage: Eukaryota; Fungi; Ascomycota; Sordariomycetes; Magnaporthales; Pyriculariaceae. The transcript has a single exon. The record is from RefSeq and is a predicted model, not a curated record.
AUGGCAGAAAAUCCAGACUCACGAAUCCAACCCGACGUCAACCAUGGCGACAAAGCAGACCAACCCUCCUCAACGGAGCACACUGUCGACGUCGAGACGGCGACCACCGAAAAGGCCUACUUCAGCAAGCUCUCCGUCUGGCUCAUGAUCCUAUUCUCGGGCCUGGCCAUCGGGUCUGACGGUUACAACGCCGCCGUCAUCGGCAACGUCAACCUCGUCCUCGCCAUCCUCUACCCGACCACCUUGACCCCCGAGAUCCGCCAACGUCUCUCCAACGCCUUUCUUAUCGGCAUGAUAAUCGGCAUGCUGACGUUUGGCGUCGUCGCCGACCAGCUCGGCCGCAAGACCGGCGCCGUCGCCACCACCAUCCUCCUCGUCGUCGGUAUCGCCAUGAGCGCCGGCGCGUCGGGCACCUCCGAGACUGGGAUGUUCUGGAUGCUCAUCGUGGCGCGCGGCGUGGCGGGCGUCGGCGCCGGAGGCGAGUACCCCGUGGCGGGCGCAGGUGCCGCCGAAGCCACCGACGAAUCCGCCGCUCACCGCAAGCACCGCGGCUUCAUGUUCGCCAUGCUGGCCGAUCUCUCCGCGUCGCUGGGCUACGUCUGGGCGGGGCUCGUACCCCUGCUGCUGCUGCUCAUGGUCGGCGGCGAGCAGACCACCGGCGGAUACGUCGUGGUUUGGCGCGCCGCCUUUGCGCUCGGAGCCCUCCCGCCGCUGGUCAUCUUUUGGUUCCGGGUGCGCAUGGCGGUGUCGACGGCGUACCGGCGCAGCGCCAUGAGGAAACAGCGCACGCCGUACCUGCUCGCCCUGAAGCGGUACUGGAGGCCGCUGCUGGGCUGCUCGGGCACCUGGUUCCUGUACAACUGGAUCAGCAUCCCGUUUGGCAUCUUCAGCUCCACCAUCAUAUCGCGCGUCAACGCCGGCGAGAGCCUCGUCAAGACCCUCGGCUGGGGCGUCGUCAUCAACUGCUUCUACAUCCCCGGCCCGUUCCUGGGCGGCUACCUUUCCGACCGGAUCGGACGCCGCCGCACCAUGGCCUUGGGCUUCACCCUGCAGGCCGUCUUGGGAUUCGUGCUGGGCGGCGCCAUCGGGCCGAUCCAAGACGUCUUCCCGUUGUUUGUAGUCAUGUACGGCGUGUUCCUGACGCUGGGGGAGGUCGGGCCCGGAAGCACAGUGGUCAUCACCUCUACCGAGUGCUUCCCUACGUCCAUCAGGGGCCAGAUGAUGGGCAUGGUGGCGGCGUGGAGCAAGGUCGGCGCCGCGCUCGGGACGCAGGUCUUCACGGCGAUACUCAACGCCUACGUUGACGACCCGGCCAAGGGAAACCAGGCUGCGUUCCUGAUAGGCUCAGGGUUUGCCUUGGCCGGCGCUGCGGUUGCAUUGUUUGUCAUGCCCGAAGCGUCGCGCAAUCUGGACGACGACGACAGGGAGUGGAAGAAGUACCUGGACGAUAACGGGUGGGAAGCCACCUGGGGCGAUUCCACCACGGAGGAUCCUGCGGGUGUGGUGCUUGGGACUGCGAGGUCGUGA